Pygoscelis adeliae (Adelie penguin) is the source of this 1040-nucleotide messenger RNA. Its product is annotated as heat shock transcription factor, X-linked-like. Lineage: Eukaryota; Metazoa; Chordata; Aves; Sphenisciformes; Spheniscidae. The transcript is spliced from 2 exons. Gene Ontology annotation, molecular function: sequence-specific DNA binding; DNA-binding transcription factor activity. Gene Ontology annotation, biological process: regulation of DNA-templated transcription. The record is from RefSeq and is a predicted model, not a curated record. Bases 27 to 1031 code for a protein of 334 amino acids.
ACUUCAGUCCAGCUGGGACAAAAGAAAUGAAAAGGGAGCCAUCUCCCGCAGAAACACCAUCUGCUCUGGACAAGCUGGGGCAGUCGGCAGACACAAUUUCUCCUGGCCCUUCUGGACAGGGGGAAAGCACACCUGCACAAGCGGGAAAGGAGGAGUGGGAUGUCCAACCUGGCAGUGAUGGACACGAGACCAAACAAGUCCCUCCUGUUUCCACCAAGAGUGCGGGCAAAGCCAGUGGAUUCUCAUCCCUCUGCUUUCCACAGAAGCUUUGGAAAAUGGUGGAAAGCGAUGAGUUUCGGUCCCUUUGGUGGAGCGAGGGUGGAAGAUGCGUGGCCAUCAAUGAAGAUCUCUUCAAAGAGGAGGUGCUGGGCAGGGUAGGACCUCUGCGGGUUUUUGCCACGCAGAGCAUGAAGAGUUUCCUUCGACAGAUGAACCUCUAUGGAUUCACCAAAAUGCAACGGGAUUUCCAAAGAUCUGCCUCCCUGCCUGAAUUCCUGGCAGAAGAAGCAGCAGCUUCCGCUCACAACCAGAUACUCUACUACUAUAACCCCAACUUUAACAGAGAGCAUCCCCACCUGCUGGAAAAGUGCAAGAGGAGAGCUGGCCUCAAACGGAGAGCCCCAGAUGCACCGGAGAUGAAUGAAAAGCACCCCUCCAGAAGCCCAGAUGGUCAGCCUGCAGGGGACACGCAGGUGUCUCCACCCAGGAUGACCACACCCACCAAGCGAUGGGCUGAAGCACCUCCCAGCCUCAGCAGCGCUGGCCCAUCUCCACCGGCAGCUGCUCCCAUGCUUCCAGGGCCUGCCGGAGCAGGAGGCAGCAAGAGGUUCACCCCUCUGGCCAUCUUCUUUCUACCAUCACCCAGCAGCCAAACCCUGGAUGGCCUCCAGAGUGCUGCUCAUGCUCCUCCACUGUCUGCAAUGCCUGCUCUGGCAGCAGCCUCAGCUCUGCUGAGGCCAAGGCCACCCCACUGCCCCACCUGCACCUGCAGCCCCAACCCUGCAGAUGGGCCCCAGUGUGGUACAUCCUAGAGAGAGCUC